AUGGAGCAUCCGCUUGUGCCGAUCCCGGUGCUCUUUGGUCCGACCGAGUAUGCAUCGCCCCGCGUCUCGCCGGACGGCGCCCACCUCGCGUACCUGGCGCCGAGCAGCAAUGGCAUCAUGAACCUCUUCGUGCGGCCCAGCUCAGGUAGCGCCACGGCGGUCCAGCUCACGACCGAGGCGAAGCGCCCGAUUCGGUUCUUUCGCUGGGCGACCAAUGGCACGCAUGUGCUGUACGUCCAGGACGAGGACGGCAACGAGCGCUUCCAUCUCUUUGCCGUUCACAUUGCGACGGCGACGACGACCGACCUCACGCCACUCGCACACGCCAAAGUGCUCACCACGUUCCCAAUGACGUCGUUCUACAACCACAUCAACCGGCUCACGAGCGAGCGCUUCCCCGACGACGUCGUUAUCGGCAUCAACGACCGCGACCCGAAGCUCUUUGACGUCUACCGUAUCAACGUCGUGACAGGCGAGAGAACGCUGCUGGCCGCCAACACGGAGCGCGCCGAAGCGUGGAUCGUCGACACCGACCUUGUCCUGUGCGUCCGUGACGACGCUGCGAGCCCGUGGCGCGAAGUGGCACGCUGGGGCCUCAACGACGACGUGACGCCGCUCCAGCUGAGCGCCGACGGCGCGGGCAUCUACGUCUUGACGUCGCUUGACGGCAGAGACAAGUGCACGCUCCGGCUCGUCCUCCUCUCGACGAUCGAUGGCUCGGAGCUACGCACGUUGGCGCAUCACCCGAAAGCAGACAUUGGCGACGUUGUCUUUGGUAUCGACGGUCGCACGGUAGAUGACGGCGCGUGGACGGUCUGCGUCGCCCCAGACACGAGCUCGAAGCGCUACUACCAUUACGUCCGGUCGACGUCGACGCUGACGCUUCUGGGGCUCGAGCAGCCGUCGCUCGAGAAGUACACGUUUGCGCCGAUGCAGGCGAUCGAGAUUCCAUGUAUCGAUGGUGAGACACAGGUCGGGUACUUGACGCUGCCGGUGGGACUGCCACCGACGCAGUUGCCGCUCAUUGUGAGUGUCCACGGCGGUCCGUGGGUCCGUGACCACUGGGGCUUCAAUCCGACGCACCAAUGGCUCGCGAACCGCGGGUAUGCGGUGCUUUCCGUCAACUACCGCGCAUCGACGGGCUACGGCCUUCGCUGGCUCCAUCUCGGCAACAAGCAGUGGGGCCAUGCGAUGCAGCAAGACAUCACGGACGCCGUCCACUGGGCUAUCAACCAGGGCUAUGCCGAUGCAUCGCGUGUCGGCAUCUAUGGCAAGAGCUACGGCGGCUACGCAACCUUGGCCGGCCUCGCGUUCACGCCCGAGCUGUACGCGUGCGGCGUCGACGUCGUCGGCCCCUCGAACGUCAAGUCGCUCCUCGCGGCGACGCCGCCGGACUGGGACGCGCUCAAGGCCAUGUUUGCCCUCCGCAUUGGGCCGGUCGAGACGGACGACGCGUGGAACUGCGCGAUUUCGCCCGUCUUCCACGUCGAGAAGAUCUGCAAGCCGCUACUGAUUGGCCAAGGCGCCAACGACCCGCGCGUGCCGCAAGCCGAGUCGGACCAGAUCGCCAAGGCGCUUUAUACCGCCGGGCGACGCGUGCAGUACGUCAUCUACACGGACGAAGGCCACGGCUUCCACCGCCCGCCCAACGCGAUCGACUUUGUGUUGCGCACCGAAGUGUUCCUGGCCUCGGUGCUUGGCGGCCGCGUGAGCUCGCUGGCAGCCACGUUUACUGCUGGCAAUACGGCCGUCGAAGUGGACUUGGCGUCGCUCUAA
This is a messenger RNA of Saprolegnia parasitica CBS 223.65, 1776 nucleotides long. RefSeq lists its product as hypothetical. The record is from RefSeq and is a predicted model, not a curated record. NCBI's taxonomy places the organism in Eukaryota, Oomycota, Saprolegniomycetes, Saprolegniales, Saprolegniaceae. Bases 1 to 1776 code for a protein of 591 amino acids. Gene Ontology annotation, biological process: proteolysis. Gene Ontology annotation, molecular function: serine-type endopeptidase activity. The transcript has 4 exons.